AUGGAUAUGGAACCUCUUCUAUGCGGAGGGACGGUGGGGGCCAUCUUCACCUGCCCUUUGGAAGUGAUCAAGACAAGAUUGCAGUCCUCAAGGUUGGCCUUCCGGGCUGUCUAUUAUCCGCAGGUUCAUCUGGGCACACUCAGCGGCGAAGGCGUGGUCCGGCCUACCUCUCUGCCUCCAGGUGUCGUCCAGGUGCUGAAGUCCAUUUUGGAAAAGGAGGGCCCAAAGUCACUUUUCCGUGGGCUGGGUCCCAAUCUGGUCGGAGUCGCGCCAUCCAGGGCUGUCUAUUUUGCGUGUUAUUCCCGAGCGAAGGAGCAAUUCAACCACGUCUUCGUACCCAACAGCAAUAUGGUCCAUAUCUCUUCGGCGGCUUCCGCAGCUUUUGUGACUAACUCCUUGAUGAAUCCCAUCUGGAUGGUGAAAACCAGAAUGCAGCUAGAAAGAAGAGUCUGCGGCUCGAAGCAAAUGAACACCCUCCAGUGCGCCAGAUACGUUUACCGCUCCGAAGGCAUCCGGGGUUUUUACCGAGGCCUCACCGCCUCCUACGCGGGCAUCUCCGAGACCAUCAUCUGUUUCGCUAUUUACGAGAGACUGAAGCAACUUUUAAAAGAUCCCAUCCGGUCUCCUUUCACCGGAAACCCGGAGAAGAAUUCCACCAAUUUCAUCGGAAUCACAGUUGCCGCCGCCAUUUCAAAAGGAUGUGCGUCUUGCAUCGCUUACCCACACG
Molecule: messenger RNA, 727 nt
Organism: Thamnophis sirtalis
Lineage: Eukaryota; Metazoa; Chordata; Lepidosauria; Squamata; Natricidae
Source: RefSeq, a predicted model, not a curated record